UUUGUAAAAAUAAAUCGUUGUAGCUGGAAUUAUUCUCACUCAGUAUCUCGUCUAUUCUGGUAGUUGUGCAAUUCUUGUUCCGUGUGAAUACGAUCACAAGGAUAUUUACAGACUGUGUUAUAGGGACUGUGAUUUAUGCUGAAAGAUUUUUUAGUUUUUACAUUUGCAGUCGUUCAAUUUGAUCGGUAUAUACACGGUAGUAUCCAAGUAUGGCAACAAUAACAAACCGUUUCAUACACGGAUAGCAUGUUGUGAUUAUCGGAGGCGGAUCAAUAUUCUUUUUAAAACCUGUACGGGAUCAGCGUGGGUAGUACUGCCUUCACCAUGAGCUGUCCACAGUUUGGUUUAAUGUCUAUGCCUCACAGCCGGAGUGUCCCACUGAAGAAAGCCGAUGUACAGGUGUCCAUCCGCGGAUUUAUCGCCAAUGUUAAGUCGGACCUCCAUUACGUGAACGACACUGACGAGAACAUGGAGACCGAGUUCGUGUUUCCACUGGAUACGGAUUCGGCGGUCUACAAGUUUGAGGCCGAGAUAGACAACAGGACUAUAGUAGCAGAGAUUCAGGAAAAAUCCCAGGCUAAACAGACAUACCAGGAUGCUGUUGAAUCGGGUUAUACUGCAAUGUACAUGGGAGAAGAUGACGAAGCUGGCGACAUAUUCCGUGUUAGACUCGGAAAUCUUCCUGCCAAAAUGGCGGCUAAGCUGACGUUUUCUUACGUUCAAGAAUUGGAUUUGAGUUCUGAUCAGACUGGGAUAUUUAUGCUUCCGACUGUGCUUAAUCCUCGAUAUGCACCCGACUGCUCACCAACUGAUGAUUCAAAAUCGGAAGAAUGUCAAGAGACAACGUUAGACAUGAUACUGUCUGAAGUAGAAACACUGUAUUAUUCUGAUUUCACAAUGACCUUGGAAACUAUUGUCGCUGGAGGAAAAAAUCUGAUGUUGUCCGAGAACAAAAUGGAGUUUGACAUCUUGGCUGAUAUUAUUGAGAAUAACAUGAGCUUAUCGAAACAACUGAAGCCUGGUUCUGACUUUUCGAUUGUAUUACAUUACAAAGGUUUUGAGAAACCAGGAACGAUUUUUGAGAAGGGCAUAAAAGACAGUAAAAAUGGGUUCUUGUCGUCCGAUGUAUUGAUGAUCAAUUUUUCGCCGGAAUUUAAGGAGCUGGAUACGGAAUUGCCCUGUGAAUUUGUGUUUGUGAUAGACCGUUCAGCAUCGAUGACUGGUGACCGCAUUGAGAAAGCCAAAGAAACAUUAUUGUUGUUGCUGAAAAGUCUGCCUGUUACCUGCAUAUUCAAUAUUGUCAGUUUUGGAACAAAAUUUUCGACUUUGUUUUCAAAGAGUAAAUCGUAUAAUGAGAAAAAUCUGGAAAAAGCUAUGCAUCUUCAGAGGAAAAUGGGGGCAGAUAUGGGAGGAACAGAAAUUUUCAAGCCAUUGGAAAAUGUUUUCAAGAACAAGCCUUCAGGUUCUUAUGCUAGACAAGUAUUUUUGCUGACAGAUGGACAGGUUAGCAGGGUAUCAAAAAUAGUACAGUUGGUGAAGGAGCAGAAAAACACAAGGGUGUUUACGUUUGGCAUUGGGGAUGGAUGUUCGACGGAAUUGAUACGGAAUGUCGCCAAAGUAAGCAAUGGAAAAGCAACAUUUGUGAAAGAUGAUGAUCGACUGCAGUCAAAGGUUAUGUCCGCUCUGAGAUGCAGUGUGCAGGGUGGAAUUGCUGAUGUGUCCUUAACAUGGACUCUUCCUGAGGGUUGCACAGUCAUAAAUGCUCCUGAUGAAGUAACCUUCGUUUUUCCUGGAGAAAGACUAAUCUUGUAUGCAAUCAUUUCCGGUGAUAUUCCGAAGGACUUCUCGGGCAAAACCAGUUUGAUGUUAACUGGUAAAGUCGGCGAAAAGAAUGUUAGUUUUUCUAUGGAGUUUGAUAUGGACUCAUGCACUCAUGCCGAUGAUUCUUGCCCGCUUCACAUACUUGCUGCUAAGUCCAAACUGGCUGAGAUGCAACUGAUUAUGGCUGACGAAAAUGCGAUGGUUGCACUAAGCACUGCCAUAAAUGUCCCCUGCAGAUAUACGGCGUUUGUUGGCGUGGAUAAAACGAUGAGAACAGCUUUGACUUCUCAGGAUGUCGAAAUGGAGCAAUGCAGCAACGAAUCAUUCAAUCUGUCUUCUUACAAUUUAACAUCACCAAAGUCUAAACCUAACUCAGGAUUUGGAGAUAAGUUUGUUAAAAAAAUUUCAAAUAUAUUCUCCAAAAAGUCAAUGCACACAAAAGAUGCGCACGUAUCUAGGCAUGGACCAAAACGUAAGAAAUCUGCGUCAAGAAAAGGAUCCGUCGAACGCUCAGAGUCUUCAACCUCCCCUGGUGCAUUGCCUUACAUGGUUCCUCCGAGACAAUAUAUGAUGUACUGUGCCAUCUUUGAUGAUCCAGACCCGGUGAUACCCUCGAGUUCUUGUGGAUUGGAGAGUUCGACGACGGAUCUUUCAAGAGAUUCGGACCUGAAGCUGUCCGGAAUGGUGGAUGGAAUGCUAGAUAUGGAUGAAGAUGAUGAACCUGCAGAUGUUGUGAAAAGCACUGAUGACAGCAUUUGGAAAAUGAUGCAGCUGGUUAAGGAACAGAAAUUUGAUGGCUCUUGGCAGUUAGACAGCUUAUUAAAGAUAAUAAAAAAGCCAGAGGAAGAAAUAAAGGAAUCAGCAGUGGUUAAGGACACAGACCUGUGGGCCACAGCUCUUGCUAUUGCAUUCUUAAGAAAAGAAUUGCCAGACAAAAAGGACGAGUGGGAAAUGUUAGUGGAGAAAGCACUGAAAUGGAUGAAGACUAGGAACGCGGAGGGCAAAGAUGUCGUGCAAGAAGCCAUGACAUUUCUAUUGACAUGACAUUUAUCAAGCUUUAUUAUCUUUUUUAUUUUUAGUAGCCCAUAUCCAUCUACAGUAACAGUUAGUACUAAUGAAUUUUGAAACCUUGUGUAAAUGUGUAAAUGAUAUUUUAUCGUGGUGGAAUACUUUGUAGGCAUUUUCGCUAUUCGUUUAUCAUACAGAACUACAGGGAAUCCUGAAAAUCUUCAGAGGGGAGCUACGAUUUCAAUAUCAUUUCCGAAGUGAAUUGCUGUCCCCUAAAUGUUGUUUUAAAAAUUGCAGUCUGGGGUAAAAUUCUCCAAUUAUUACA
This is a messenger RNA of Ostrea edulis (European flat oyster), 3154 nucleotides long. RefSeq names its product von Willebrand factor A domain-containing protein 5A-like. NCBI's taxonomy places the organism in Eukaryota, Metazoa, Mollusca, Bivalvia, Ostreida, Ostreidae. The record is from RefSeq and is a predicted model, not a curated record. The coding region runs from base 325 to 2865 and encodes 846 amino acids. The transcript is spliced from 20 exons.